Macrobrachium nipponense is the source of this 1243-nucleotide messenger RNA. Its product is annotated as digestive cysteine proteinase 2-like. The transcript has 6 exons. The coding region runs from base 221 to 1177 and encodes 318 amino acids. Gene Ontology annotation, cellular component: lysosome. Gene Ontology annotation, biological process: positive regulation of apoptotic signaling pathway; positive regulation of peptidase activity; immune response. Gene Ontology annotation, molecular function: cysteine-type endopeptidase activity; cysteine-type endopeptidase activator activity involved in apoptotic process. The record is from RefSeq and is a predicted model, not a curated record. NCBI's taxonomy places the organism in Eukaryota, Metazoa, Arthropoda, Malacostraca, Decapoda, Palaemonidae.
AUUACUGAACAUUAAGUUCUUACUCCGAUGUGUCUUUCUAUUCAGUUGCCUAAAUUAGUUUCGAAAAUGUCUGCUUAAUGCGUCUAUUAAUACUGAAAAACUAGUAAGCAACAUCACUGAUUCCAGCCUUGUUUAAAAUCUUGGCAACUUUAUUUAUCACUGACUUCAUUAAACGGACAAACCCGAAUUCGAAUAUAUUCAUUUUCCUUUGUUGCUCCAGAUGAAGUUCGUCCUUUUCCUCUGUGGCUUUGCCCUGGCUGCCGCCAGCCAGCAAUGGGAAGACUUCAAGUUGACCCAUGCAAAGGUCUACACCAACGCCAAGGAGGACCUCUACAGGAAGGCCGUUUUCGAGAGCAACCUUCAAUUCGUCGAGGAACACAAUGAACGCUUCCGAAAGGGCGAAGUCACCUUCGACGUCGCUAUGAACAAGUUCGGCGACAUGACCACAGAGGAAUUCGUAGCCCAGAUGACUGGACUGGAUCCAAGUGGAUUACACAGAGGGAAUGGAACUCGCCAAUCUCCAGAGAAGGAAAGAGCUGAUUCCAUCGACUGGAGAGAUCUGGGUGCUGUCAGCGAAGUCAAGGACCAGGGAGCCUGUGGGUCCUGCUGGUCCUUCUCCACUACAGGAACAGUGGAAGGAGCCAAUUUCAUCAAAACUGGAAAGCUGGUCAGUUUGUCCGAACAGCAGCUCGUCGAUUGCUCCACAGAGAACAACGGAUGCAACGGAGGCGUCGUCCAGUGGGCCAUUGAUUACAUCAAGUCUGCCGGUGGUGUCACUAGUGAAGACAAUUACCCCUAUGAGGCCGUUGUAAGGUGCCGCUUCGAUCCCUCAAGUGUUGUGGCUACAGUCACAGGAUACAGAAGUAUUCCUUACGGUGAUGAGAGAACUCAGGCCUCUGCUCUCCAUGACCAGGGUCCCGUGAGUGUCUGUGUUGAUGCUGGACAUUUAUCCUUCCGCUUUUACAGAUCAGGUGUCUACUAUGAACCCAACUGCAAACCACGCUCUAUCAACCAUGCUGUUUUGGCUGUUGGUUAUGGAACGGAGUCUGGCAGCGAUUACUGGAUCAUCAAGAACUCCUGGGGCAGUGGAUGGGGCAUGGGUGGGUACAUGAAGCUCACAAGAAACCAGAACAACCACUGUGGUGUGGCCACUCAGUCUUGCUACGCCCUUGCCUAACGUGUUUGCUUUCUGCCUUACUCUUCUGGAUAUUAUGCGGACUGACUUCUUAUCAGAAAUAAAUAA